Gasterosteus aculeatus aculeatus (three-spined stickleback) is the source of this 2593-nucleotide messenger RNA. RefSeq names its product RING finger protein 148. The record is from RefSeq and is a predicted model, not a curated record. Lineage: Eukaryota; Metazoa; Chordata; Actinopteri; Perciformes; Gasterosteidae.
CAGCACCCUGCCCUCUAAGGGGAGUGCUCAGUGUUCAAGGUUCAGGGAGAUAACGAGAGGUGAGUGGCUGACGCAUAGCUUGUGUUGUGUUACCAAAGGCUCAUAUCAGAUUACAGGCGACCGCGGCUCGGGUGAAACCAGAGACUCCUUCAGACCGCCGUCCCUUUCGCACAAACCAGGAACUGGGACCAACGAAGCUGAAGUUUUUGAAGAAGCUAACAAAGGGCUUACGUGUUGUUUUUCAGACGAGCGUUACCAUGGGUAAGAAGACUCAACGCUCCCUGCUGCUUUUGCUGUGUCUGUCAGGGCUCGCUCGCUGUUCGGCUUCCUUUUUGUUUUGGACGGCCGUGGUGGAGCUGACCUACUCUGACGGAAAGAACGGGACUGUGGACAAGUACUGCCAGUGCGGCGUGUACGGUCGCAACUCUCUCCUGGUGAAAGCCGAGGGCGUUGUCACCCUUCCCAAGGGAGACCCCAUGGGCUGCAGCUCAGGUACCGUCUACAAUCGCAAUUCCAGCAACCCGCCCUGGAUAGCCCUGGUUAAAAGGGGCAACUGCACCUUCAGCGAGAAGAUCAACGCCGCCAAACGCCAAGGCGCGGACGCCGUGGUCGUGUAUAACAUGGACGGCAGCGGCAACAGCACCACUCACAUGGGGCACUGGGACGCCGCCGACAUUGUGGCCAUCAUGGUUGGCAACUCGCAGGGCCUGGAGAUUGUGCGUUUGGUGAGCAACGGGACAGAGGUGAUGAUGCAGAUCGAUGUAGGCAGCCCUCACGGACCCUGGAUGGACACGUACUGGCUUUACUUUCUCUCCAUCGCCUUCUUCAUCGUGACGGCCGCCUCCAUCGCCUACUUUGUGUUCAUCUCCGCCAACCGGCUCUACAGUCUGAACGCGCACAGGCGCGCCGACAGGAGGCUGAAGUCGGAGGCCAAGCGGGCGAUCGGCCGCCUGCAGGUGCGCAAACUCAAGGCGUCGGACGAGGAAACGGCCUCCGACUCUCACGUGUGCGCCGUGUGCAUCGAGUCCUACAAGGCAGGGGAUGUGGUGACGGUGCUGACGUGCGACCACAUCUUCCACAAAGCCUGCAUCGAGCCCUGGCUGCUGGAGAGGAGGACCUGCCCCAUGUGUAAGUGCGACAUCCUGAAGGCCCUGGGGGUUGACGAGGAAACAAAAGGGAGCCUUUCUGCCGAGUCACCACCAGAGGUCACUGUGAUCACGGUGGCAGGAGGAGAACCCAUGUACGAGGUCCCACUGGCAGACCGGCCAGGCCCCGACCCGGACAGCCUUCAGCAUCACUAUGACAACAGGGCCUUCGAGGAGGACUCGGCGGCUGGGAGAAGAUGAACGACCGCAAUGGGAACAGAACACCAACAGACCAGGACAAAUGGGUAUUUCUCUGGGAUACGCUGAACCAGCACAAUGGAAUCUGUCUUUGUUGCAACAGGAGAUUUGAGCUGAAAUAUAUUAUACAAAAAAAUUCCACGGAUAUUUUUAUUUUUAAUGGACGUUGUGUAAUUAGCUUGGAUAGCACUACCUGUCCUCUGUCUUGGUGCAGGUGUGUACUUAUGGGGUGUGUUCAUAAAAAACAACAACUGAGAAUUUCGUGGGGGAAUGCCAGUGUCACAUGUCUGCUUUGCAUAGUGGGCACAACAGCUGAGCACUGGUCAGGCGAGUGCAGUAGAACAUUUGAAUAGGUGUUUUUACCCCGGGCCAAAUUUCCAUCGACAAUAAGCUUGAUGUCUUGCAGUGCUCACAUGGCCAAAUGCACAAUUUAUUUCCCUGAAUUUAAUACAUUGGAAUAAUUUGGCUUUUUCUGCUUUAUUUAAAUAGGAGUUUAAUGAUGUGUUUUUGUUGUCAGGUUGCAAGUACACACAGCUCUUCCUUAUGAACACACCCUGUACAGGGAAUGCAGUGUGAGACUCAUUGCAUGACGACGAGUGAAUAACAUCACCUGAUGGGCCGGGACUCUUAUGAAAGGAAAAUUAAACAACAGCUUUUAGGGUCCUUGAUAAUUUGUUCAACACCAAGAAACAUUGGGGAAUUUGGCAAUGCAAUAAAUGUCACAAGAACUGUGGAUGAUACGCCUCCCAAAUAUUUAAUCUUGACUGUUGAAUGGGGUGAAUACAUUUAGUGUGUAAUGGAUUUUGAAAUGACAUAUAUUGAGAUCUAUUUAUCUAUCAUGUCAAGUUCUGAGGAACUCCCCUCUUGAAACAGACGUGCGAGCACAAACAGCUGUUCUUGAAUUGGUCUUCCAGGACCUUCCUUUGAACUAUUUGGAAUGGUGUUUGUUUCAUUUCUGUGGUCUACCUCUGAACUCUCGCAUGGCUUAUGGAAGAUUCUUGCCAUUCUCAGAUGUAGUGUGUCCCCCAGUAAAUUAUAAUCCUCAAGAAUUGUUUAAUGACCUUUUUUUUCUGGUGGAAAUUUGCUGAUUGUAGCAACUAAUAUAUUUUUCUAUAUUGGAUCAUUUUCACUACUGUUUUACAGAUUCCAGUCUUAAAUUGUUCCGUAAAAAUGAAUAUCACUUGCUGUAUUAAAUCACAUUGAUGUUUAUUAGAGUGCAAUAAAUCCCUCAAAAUGAGGCCUAAACGAAA